UUAAUGAACAUUCAGACAAUGAGGUUGAAGAGGCUGAAGGUUACAACUGGCAUAAUAAAAUCCCAAAUGCUCUCAAAAAUUUGGAACUAGAUAUCAAAAAAGAAAAGGUUAACAGUGAGGUUUGGAUAUGUCUAAACAGCAUUCGUCUUUAUUUCCAACUUGUAAAAUACAACCAUUUGAAAAUAAAAGCAAGCGAAGUGGUUGCUAAUGCGGCGGGAAAAGGAGUAUAUCAUGCUAAAUGCAUUCGUUAUUAG
Molecule: messenger RNA, 254 nt
Organism: Funneliformis geosporum
Lineage: Eukaryota; Fungi; Glomeromycota; Glomeromycetes; Glomerales; Glomeraceae
Source: the annotation of a GenBank genome assembly